Acyrthosiphon pisum (pea aphid) is the source of this 588-nucleotide messenger RNA. RefSeq names its product tigger transposable element-derived protein 4-like. The record is from RefSeq and is a predicted model, not a curated record. The transcript is spliced from 2 exons. NCBI's taxonomy places the organism in Eukaryota, Metazoa, Arthropoda, Insecta, Hemiptera, Aphididae. Bases 1 to 588 code for a protein of 195 amino acids. Gene Ontology annotation, cellular component: nucleus. Gene Ontology annotation, molecular function: DNA binding.
AUGAUUGGAAAUCGGGCCUUUCCGAGGGACUCUCGGAUAGGCUUUUUUGAAAGCGGCCUUGAAUGCCGGGCAGCCCUUGUAAUUGGUGGUGUGGUCCUUGGAGCACAAGGCGCAUUUGGCAGGACUGCUGCGGUCUUUGGUGCAGUCCUCCGGCAAAAUGUGCCUGUGAGUGGCCGCUUACUCAAAGAAACAGCAAAAUCAUUCACCAAAGACUUGGGCAUCCCGUUUUUCUCAGCUAGUGAUGGACGGUUAAUGAAUUUUAUGAAAAGAAACGGUAUUGUUUUCAAAAAUAUUUGUGGAGAAAGUUCUAGUGUUGAUGAUAACGUGUGUUCAGAUUGGCAUCGUAAACUUUCAACUUUGUUAAAAAAUUACGAGCCACGAAACGUGUCCAACACAGAUGAAACCGCUCUAUUUUUUAAAUGUUUAUCAGAUAAAACUUUCACCUUUAAAGAAGAAAAAUGCCACGGCGAGAAACAUAGUAAAGACAGGUUAACGAUUCUACAAGCAGUAAACAUGGACGGCUCCGAAAAGUUAACUUCACUCAUAGGAAAAGCUGCCAAACCUAGGUGUUUUAAAGGCAUAUGUUAA